Molecule: messenger RNA, 4556 nt
Organism: Schistosoma guineensis
Lineage: Eukaryota; Metazoa; Platyhelminthes; Trematoda; Strigeidida; Schistosomatidae
Source: the annotation of a GenBank genome assembly
CCUAUAUAAUACUUAUGAUUAAAUAUGAAUUAAACACUUUCAAGGAUUCAUAUUAUUUAAUUAAAUCAUAAAAUUAUUAUUAUUAUUAGGUUAUAAAUAUGUAUUACAAAAUUAAAGAGAACGGAAAUGAAUUUUUGGUAAAUUAUUUACAUGUUAUUCAUUGAUAAUGUAAAGUUGUAUAUACCCUUGACUACAUAAAUUUGUAUAUGACCAAUCAUAAUAAAGUAAAAUGAAAAUUAUUAAAUUACACAUAAAAAUAUAAUCUGCAUUUAUAAUGGAUUAAUAAUAAAAAUGUUUCUAAAUAUAUUUAUAUUAAGAUUAUUAUGAUUAUGAUUAUUGACAUGAUGAUUGUCCUUAUUAAAAUUCAAUAUAUAACUUUCUCAUGUGGAAUUGAUCUAUCUAUGUGAUAGUGGAUUAACUUAAUUGUGGAAAAUACUUAUAGUGUAACUUCUUAAUUUAUGUUUUUUUUCUUCAAAAGAUUGUUAUCAAUUUUUUAUAUUAGAACCAUAAAAUAAAUCAAACUUUAUUGAUUUAAUUGACAAAUAAUUCAAUAAAUCUUGAUCUAGAUCAGUUUAAAUAGAUUACAAUAUCCUGUAAUGGCAAAUUCAUCUAAUAUCACAAUUAAUAAUGAUGUUGAAGAUUUGAUAAAUAAGGAAUUAAAUCAAGAAGAACAAAAUAUUGUAGAUUGUUCUGACAACGAUAUUCCUUUCUCAAUGACAAGUGAACAUAAAUUAGAUGAUUCAAAUCAACAUGAUAAUGUAAACGUAACUGAAUCAUCAAGUGAAUAUAUCAUAGAUAACAAAAAUGGUCUAAUAACUGAAGUUGAAACACAAAAUCUAACACAAAUUGGAUCCAGUGAUAAUUUGAAAUUAGAAUGUGAAGAAAUACAUUCAAAUGUAAAUGAGAAUAAUGAUAAAGAAUCACAUAAUACCAGUGAAUUAUGUGUAAACGAGAAGAUAAUAUCUCAUAAUGAUAUUACAGAAUUUCAGAUGAAUGACGACAAAGAAACAAAACUUAAAUUAGAAUCUUCAAAGUCCAGUAAUCAAUGUGAUCAAGAGUUUUACACAAGUAAAUUCCUUGAACAUACCUCUGUAGAAGUGUUAGAACCUACAGCUUUAAUAACUGACUACAAUGAUCCCACUGAAAAAUAUGUAGAAGAAAAUCACCCUCCUAGUGAUAAAUUAGAGACAUAUUCAAAUAUUAUAGACGACCGAGAAGGUGAAAGUAACAUGAAUGCUGCAAAGUUAGAGUUUUCGGAUAUAAGAGAAAGUAAAGACAUGAUUGAUGUACAUAGUCCUUUAGAAGUAACAAGUUUAUCAAGUUUGAAAAACGAUGAAAUAGACAAGAAUAAAUGUGAAACAGUACUCGAAGAGUCGUUUGAUCAUUUUACUGAAGAAAAAGUUAUACCUCAAAUUCAUGAAAACGUACACUUGACUGAGGAAAAUGAAAAAUCCGAACAGUUAUUUGAGAGAAUCACACCACAAGAAGUAAUGAGUCUAACUGAACCAGGUAAACACAUUCCCACUGAUAAAAAUGAUAUACCGUUUGACUUUAUUGUACAUGAUGUAAAUGACGAAAUAGAUGAAAAUCUAAGAGGGAUUAGUAUAAGUGGUGUUGAAGGCAUUAUUCAAACACCUCAUGAGAAAAUCGAAACAAAAUUUGAUUACGAUAUAUCUACAUCAGUUGAUCAACCAAAUAAUGGAAGUGACGAACAGUCAGACACUCAAGUAAAUCAUAAUGAAGAGGAAAUAUGCAAUAUACCAUCUAAAUCUUAUACCAUGGAUUAUACUUCAUUUGUAGACCACUCAAAAGAUGUCGAAUUUCCUGUAGUAGAAGAACAGACAACUACAGAAUUUGAAUCCCAUCAUAAAGAAAGAGACAACAGUGAUAUCAUAAAUACACCUUCCCCUAGUUUGAAUCAUACGACAGAACAACAAAAUUUCAGAGCUGACAUCAUUACAGAUUACCUUAAUAAAGACGAUUAUGACGAUGACAAAACCAAACUGUAUACUGAAGAUCAAGGUAAUGUUGGAAAACAAGACCGCUUACAGUGUUCGAUGAAUAGUGACUCAUCAAAUCUUCAACAAACUAACUCUCCAUCAAUAAAUGACGUAAAACAUACUGAAAUCGAUGAGAUAAAAAACCGAAUUUCAUUAUCUGAUAAAGACAUAUGUGAAGAAAAUGGCCUGGAAAGUGGUCCAUUAUUGUACGCUACACAAAAUCUUAUCAAUGAGUUACAGACAGUUGAGCACUUAACAGAUGACAGACCGGAACCGUUGAAUAUCGCUGUAGAUAUUCAAGGUGAUGAAUUAUAUAACGCUAAAAUACAUAAAAGGUCAACAGUGGAAUGUUACGUAACAGAGCGGCAUUCUAAUGAUGGUGAUAAACAUAGUAUCAGUAAUUAUGAAGUAGAAAACAUUUCACCCAAAUAUUUUGAAGAACAUCAAUCAUUAAGAGAUCAAAGUAAUCAAAAUGAAUCAACUCCGGAAGAGUUAAACAACCAACUGAAAUCAAAACCUUUAAAUGAUAUGAAUAAAAAUACGGCACUUAGGAGGAUACGCAAUGAUGUUGAUGAGAUAAGCCUGAAUUCAGAAGGUGAACAGAGAACCGAGUUUGAACAACGUUAUGCAGAAUUAAUUGCAAAGUAUCUGCCAGUUGAGAGACAAUCAAAAAAGAAUGAUAGAUCAAGGCGAACUAAAACAUUAGACAGAUAUAGUAAAUCCAAAUUUAAUGAGAAUAGAUACUCAUAUAUAGAUACAAGUGAUGUUAAAAAAAGAUCAGUAACCCUGGAACGCAACGAAUUUAGACGUAAACGACGCCUGCAACCAAAACCAUCUGUUAAUGAUGAUUACUUGUAUCCAGAUUCAGUAACACCAUCUAAGGUAGACAAAAGUAUAAGUGUACGAAGUUUAGAGGAGGGUAUUCCAGAAGGUGCCUACGAUGUACCAUAUAUUGAUGAUGACGCUUUCUUGCCACGAAGAUUACGUGAAAAUAAAGGUGAAGAUAAUGGAUCAGAUGAAGGUAGUAGUCUGAGUCUGGAAGAAGAUUACUGCUCAUGGAAUCCUGACAGAUUUAGUAGACUAGAAGCUAAUCAUAUAGCUGAUACUAACGAAUGUGCUCCCACUCCAGAAAAUCAACCAAAAUCAAAAACAAUAACGUCAAUAUUAAGUAAAAAGAAGAAAGAUCAACCAAAACAGAUUUUAAUCGUUCAACCGACAACAAAUGGUAAUAAAUCAAAGAAUAAAGGAAAAUCAUUGAUCUGUGGAUGUGUUAGUAGAAAAUCAAAAAACCGAUAACAAAACUUAGAAAAAUCAAUUAACCAAAUAAAUAAAUAAUCCAAUUUGUAUGUGUGUUUUUGUUUGAUUAACAAAACAUUUUUUUUCUUCAUCAUUUUCCUCAUAUAGAUCCGUUAACAAAAAAAUAAAACAUGAUGAAUGAUAUUUGAAAACAUUAUCUUAUCUCCAUGGAAAAAGUAAUAAUAAUAAUAAUCGUACAUAGAAACAAUUUGUUCUUUCACAAAAUAUUCAACAACUUUAAUUAUUUAGUUUGAUAAAAUUAACUCAAUCAAUCAUUUAAACGUUUUAUGAAUGAUUUAAUUUAAACAAUUUUAAAAGAAUUUACAUAGAUACCAAUACAUACCUACUAAAAUAUGGUUAAAGCUUCAUUUAUUUCGACUCAGUGUUUUAUAAAUUUAAUACAAAUAACGAUCGAUAAUUGAAUUCUUAUCCAUUUUUUUUUCAUUUAGCAACGAAUUAAUAAAUAAAUAUCUACCAUAUAUAUUAUAUUAUAAAUAUGAACACAUUGUCUUUGAAUUGAUAUCGAAAAUCAAUAAAAUGUUGAUAAUUUAAAAUAAAAUAAUAAAACAUUAACCAUUUUAAAUUUACUGUAAUUUAAUACGUUUUUUUAAUUUUUAUUUUCUCUCUCUCUCUCGUUCUCUUUUUCUCUUCAGUUAAAUAAAUUAUUUUUCAUUUUAGUUUUUUUUCAUUCUCUUUUAUUCAGUUAACUAACAUUUGGUUUUGUUUCUCAAUUAUUCAUUAUAUAACUAAGAGGUUGUUUUCUUUUUCCUUUUAUUUUUCAUGUUCAUAAAAUAAAAUAAAACCAAAACAAGAAAAGAAAAGAAAACAGUAUUAUCUCACCGUAGUUGAGAGAGAGAGAGAGAAAAGGGGGGUGAAUAAUAUUAUUUCAAAGCUGUAAGAUAUUUACUUGUAAAUCAAUGAGAAUAUGAUAGUUUCACGUUGAAUAAUUGAUUAUUUGAUUUAUUCUUUUUAUGAAAUUUUCCUUUUUUUCGAUUUUAAUCAUUUAUUUCGAUUUAUUAAAACAAAAAAAGAGAAAAAAAAGAAAAAGAAUGAAUCAGUCAAUCAAUCAUUUAAUUAAAAAUUAUCUAAUCAAUUAUUCAAUUAUUGUGUAACAUUUAAAAUGAUUUAAUAUUACUAUUCAAUGUAGUUCCUUAUCAUUGAUUAUUUGUGCACUAUUUUUAAUAUUAUUAACACUGGAAACAAAGUUAUUAUGUCAUUAUGAGGCUGAUUUUAAUGCCAUGUAAUAAACAUUUCGUGAUA